AUGGUGCGCUUCACGAAAUUGCGAGACGAAGAAGAUGAUGCAUCCUCUCAAGAGACAGUAAUAACUGGCCACAUCGGAAUUGCUGAUAUGGGUCAUACAAAUCAUCAUCAUUCCACGAACAAUGCUGCAAUCACAACAACGAAACAUGAGGACGGCCCAUUGAAUACACAAACAACGCCACAAACAUUGCCAAACCCCACAAAUCAAAGCCCUACUCAUCAUCGGGACCAACCAGUGCCUCAGAUUAUUCUUUCACUCUCCUCUUCGACCAUCUCUUCUCCUGCCACACUUUCCGACUCGCUACUGAGCGUUUCGAAUCCGAGUGUUAGAACGUUGCACUGCAAUCACCAUCACAUUCAGCACCAUCACAACAAAAAUCCUCAAUUUGCCAAAGCUUCAGAUUUGAAAAUUACGGUAGCUCCUCCAACGAAUCAUGUUCAAGCUCAUUUACUGUCUCAUGGCUCGCCCAAUGAACAACAGCAAUUACACAAUAUUUCAUAUCACAUGGAAAGAAACGACGAAUUGAGUUUCACAAAUGAGGGUUAUGUAAUAUUUCACAACUCUGUAAAUAUUCACAAUGAUGUGGCAAAUGUACGAGAAAAAGGCACGCAUGUGCUUGGUAAUAUCAGGUCGCAACAUCACAACAGUUCAGACAAUCUCAGAGAGGAAUCGUUUCACAUGGGUGAUGAGGAGCAGGAGUAUGAUCUUGUCACAGACAAAUCUCUGGACAAAAUUGAAUCAACAAAUUCCCUUAAAACAGCUGGGAGUGAGGACGAAAUGAAAACAUUAGCAACCAAUCAAAAAACAGCCUUAUUGACUGCGAACAAUGUAAUUGCUGAAACAUGUGUGUCUACUCCAAAGAAAAUGAUCAGAACGAAAAGUAAUGUCACAGAUAUCAGUAGCACAAGCUCUCAAAGCUCCGUCAUGGAUCCUAUUGACUCCAGUAAGCGUCCAGCGUCUACGGAAAUGUCAUACAAAAUACCAUUUGUUAUCAAUGCCAUGAGGAUCACGUAA
Messenger RNA from Naegleria lovaniensis, 1014 nucleotides. RefSeq lists its product as uncharacterized. The transcript is spliced from 2 exons. The coding region runs from base 1 to 1014 and encodes 337 amino acids. NCBI's taxonomy places the organism in Eukaryota, Heterolobosea, Eutetramitea, Acrasida, Naegleriidae. The record is from RefSeq and is a predicted model, not a curated record.